Messenger RNA from Psammomys obesus (fat sand rat), 492 nucleotides. RefSeq names its product olfactory receptor 1-like. Gene Ontology annotation, cellular component: membrane. Gene Ontology annotation, molecular function: olfactory receptor activity; G protein-coupled receptor activity. Gene Ontology annotation, biological process: G protein-coupled receptor signaling pathway. The transcript has a single exon. NCBI's taxonomy places the organism in Eukaryota, Metazoa, Chordata, Mammalia, Rodentia, Muridae. The record is from RefSeq and is a predicted model, not a curated record. The annotation marks the transcript as partial.
AGCAUGACAGAAGGGAACCAAACUAUUAUCUCAAAGUUCCUCCUUCUGGGCCUGCCCAUUCCCCCAGAGCACCAGCAUCUGUUCUAUGCCCUGUUCCUGGUCAUGUACCUCACCACUGUCCUGGGGAACCUCAUCAUCAUCAUCCUCAUUCUACUGGACUCCCAUCUCCACACACCCAUGUACUUGUUUCUCAGCAACUUGUCCUUCUCUGACCUCUGCUUUUCCUCCGUCACAAUGCCCAAGUUGCUGCAGAACAUGCAGAGCCAAGAUCCAUCCAUCACUUAUGUGGGUUGUCUGACACAAAUGUAUUUUUUCUUGCUUUUUGGAGACCUUGAGAGCUUCCUUCUGGUAGCCAUGGCCUAUGACCGCUAUGUGGCCAUCUGCUUCCCCCUUCAUUACAGCAGCAUCAUGAGCCCCAAGCUCUGUGGGAGUCUGGUGGUGCUGUCCUGGGUUCUGACCACAUUCCAUGCCAUGCUGCACACCCUGCUCAUG